This is a messenger RNA of Saccharomyces paradoxus, 1764 nucleotides long. RefSeq names its product CCR4-NOT core ubiquitin-protein ligase subunit MOT2 (gene MOT2). Gene Ontology annotation, biological process: protein ubiquitination. The transcript has a single exon. The record is from RefSeq and is a predicted model, not a curated record. The coding region runs from base 1 to 1764 and encodes 587 amino acids. NCBI's taxonomy places the organism in Eukaryota, Fungi, Ascomycota, Saccharomycetes, Saccharomycetales, Saccharomycetaceae. Gene Ontology annotation, molecular function: ubiquitin-protein transferase activity; metal ion binding; RNA binding. Gene Ontology annotation, cellular component: CCR4-NOT complex.
AUGAUGAAUCCUCACGUUCAAGAAAAUUUGCAAGCCAUCCAUAACGCCCUAAGCAAUUUCGAUACGUCAUUUUUAUCGGAAGAUGAAGAAGAUUACUGUCCUCUUUGUAUUGAGCCAAUGGAUAUUACUGAUAAAAAUUUUUUUCCCUGUCCCUGUGGUUACCAAAUUUGUCAGUUUUGCUACAACAAUAUCAGGCAAAAUCCAGAACUAAAUGGGCGUUGCCCAGCAUGUCGUCGUAAAUAUGAUGACGAAAACGUUAGAUACGUCACAUUAUCUCCGGAGGAGUUAAAAAUGGAGAGGGCCAAGCUCGCUAGGAAGGAAAAAGAAAGAAAGCAUAGAGAAAAAGAACGUAAGGAGAAUGAAUAUACGAACAGAAAGCAUUUAUCAGGUACUAGAGUUAUUCAAAAGAAUCUAGUGUAUGUUGUCGGCAUCAAUCCUCCUGUUCCGUACGAGGAAGUUGCGCCCACCCUGAAAUCUGAAAAAUAUUUUGGCCAAUAUGGUAAGAUAAAUAAGAUUGUGGUUAAUAGAAAGACACCUCAUUCUAACAACGCGGCCGGCGAGCAUUAUCACCACCAUUCACCAGGCUACGGUGUCUACAUAACCUUCGGAUCCAAGGAUGAUGCUGCAAGAUGUAUAGCCCAGGUAGACGGGACAUACAUGGAUGGCCGCCUGAUCAAGGCUGCGUACGGUACCACUAAAUACUGUUCCUCUUAUUUAAGAGGAUUGCCAUGCCCAAACCCCAACUGUAUGUUUUUGCAUGAACCUGGUGAAGAAGCUGAUUCUUUUAAUAAAAGAGAACUCCACAACAAACAACAAGCGCAACAGCAAGGUGGUGGAACUGCAUUCCCUAGAAGUGGCAUACACAACAAUAUACCUACCAGUGCUACCGGUUCAAACAGUAAUUUACUGAGUGAACAUUUCACAAGCACACCUUCUCCGGCUGCAAUGAGAGCUCAAUUGCAUCAUGACAGCCAUACGAGUGCUGGAACGCCAGUAUUAACUCCUGCUCCGGUCCCUGCAGGUUCAAAUCCUUGGGGUGUUACCCAGUCAGCGACACCUAUAGCAUCUAUCAAUCUCUCUAAAAACAGCAGCUCCAUAAACUUGCCAACUUUAAAUGAUUCUUUGGGCCAUCAUACCACCACCACAACAGAAACCACUAUCACAACUACGACAACCACCACAAAUAGCAAUGCCACAAGUCACUCACAUGGUAGCAAGAAGAAGCACUCUCUUGCUGCAGAAGAGUACAAAGAUCCUUAUGAUGCACUAGAAAAUGCUGUUGACUUUCUGGAUGCAAGACUACAUUCUCUCUCAAGUUAUCAAAAGCGCCCUAUAUCUAUCAAAUCCAAUAUCAUUGAUGAAGAGACUUAUAAAAAAUAUCCAUCUUUGUUUUCUUGGGACAAGAUUGAGGCCUCCAGGAAGAGUGACAACAUAUUAGCCAACAAACUUGUGGAGAUACUGGCUAUAAAGCCAAUAGACUAUACUGCUUCUGUUGUUCAGUUCUUACAAAGUGUAAAUGUUGGUGUAAAUGACAAUAUUGCAAUUACAGAUAAUACGAAAGCAUCAACCCAACCAAUAAGGCUGCAGACUGUCCCACAGCAAAUUCAGCCACCAUUAAAUGUCAGUACCCCUCCACCAGGUAUCUUUGGUCCACAACAUAAAGUGCCUAUGCAGCAACAACAAAUGGGGGAGACGACCUCGAGAAACUCUUCUGAUUUAUUAAAUCAACUAAUUAACGGAAGAAAAAUUAUCGCCGGUAAUUAA